AUGGUUUUUGUGGUACUCAUGGACUGGAUCCAGAGCUUGAGUUCUUCCAUUUGUAACUGUCCCUGCUGGUCACGCAAGCACGUCGGUCUCUUGGAUACUGAAAAGGAGGCGAUCGUGAUGGAGGGUCAUAAAGGAGAACAUCUUUAUACUUGGGCAUUGCAACAAUGGCAACACAUAGGUUCACACCAAUCUGUCAAAGCCCUCACAAGGGAGGGCAGAAUCCUGGUGAAUGGCUGCAGGGUUGCUGAUUUCCACCGCCUCAGUGUGGGUGAUCACGUCACCCUUCACAUGGAACCCCAUGUCUUAUCUCUGUCGCACACCUUUGUCCGCCGGCAGGAGGUUUGUGCAGAGCAUCAAGGUAUUCGGCUGGAAGGCUUUUGUAAGAUCUUCUUCUCUGAUAUUCUCACUUCCCGCAAGGCCAUUCGUGAAGCUGUCAAGCAGGGCUCUGUGCGUGUGGAUGGCAUGCAGCUAGAACAUACUCGCAUUUUGCAGGAAGGUUCUUUGGUCGAAAUGUCACUCCCAGCCGUUGAGGCUUUGCGGGCACUAUGCCCGGCCAAUUGCUGGCCUCGGAUUGUUCAUGAGGACAACGCCAUAGCUGUCGUUUGGAAGGAGGCCAAUGUGAAGUCAACUGGUGGUUGGCAAACCGCUGAAAACGGUGCCAGGCUUCAAGUGAAAGCUUCUCGCGACUCUGAUGCUUUCGACGAAAGGUUGAAAUCCGUGCACCGUUUGGACAAGCCGGUGGCAGGCUUGAUGCUCAUGGCCAAGACCUAUGCUGCUCAUCGGCAAUUGAUGUUGUGGCUGAAGGAGAGGGGUCAGAUCUCCAAGAUCUAUCGUGCCAUUGUUGAGGGUGAUCCUUUGCCAAAGGCGCAGAAGGUGGACUUGAAGCAACUAAACGGAACAAGCCUUCAGGGGCUGUGGUCUUUUCAAGUGGACGUGCCAGUGGAAGGUCGGGAAUCCUUGAGCUAUGGCCGGAAGAUUGAGGAGAUAGAUGGCUUCAGCGUUUUGGAGCUUAGUCCCAUCACCGGGCGCAGACAUCAGUUGCGUCUGCACAUGGCUUCACUUGGAUGUCCCAUCCUGGGAGACUCUGAGUAUGGCCACGUGUCGCACCGAAACCACCGUGUCCGCGGCAUGCUGUUGGCCUCGGUCGGGCUGCGAUUUCCACAUCCCAUCACUGGGGAAGUCAUGGUGUUUCAGGAGCCGGAGCCUCCACACUUUCAGUGCUGGCGACUUGCCCAGGGCGAGAGCAGGUAG
This is a messenger RNA of Durusdinium trenchii, 1251 nucleotides long. NCBI's taxonomy places the organism in Eukaryota, Dinophyceae, Suessiales, Symbiodiniaceae. The record is from the annotation of a GenBank genome assembly.